GUUUCAUGUUGAAGAAAAUCUGUGUGUUGGGGUACUAGGGACCUCAAUGUAGUCGCCAUGAAGCUGGGCUGUGGGCUCACAGCAUGGGCCCUCUACAUGUUCCCUGUUAUGCUCUGGGCAGCCCAGAUGUUACCAGGUGGAUGUCAUGCUGCUCCAGCAUCGUUUUCUGGCUGCCCCUCAUCCAUGCCCUCUUCAGCUGCCGUCCUGGAGAUUGUGCAGUGUGAAGGGUCUGUCAGCACCAAGGAGAGCAGCUGCCACACCAGUGAUGAUGUGACGGUGACGGGCACAGAGGACGCUGGCUUUCAGGUCAAGGGCUACACAUUCAGCGAACCCUUCCAUCUGAUCGUGUCCUAUGACUGGCUGAUCCUCCAAGGGCCAGCUGCCCCCAUAUUUGAAGGGGAUCCACUAGUUCUACGCUGUCGGGCCUGGCAAGACUGGCCACUGACUGAAGUCACAUUCUACCGAGAUGGCUCAGCCCUGAGCCCCCCUGGACCUAACAGAGACUUCUCCAUACCUGUGGUACAAAAGACAGACAGCGGGCACUACCACUGCAGUGGCAUCUUCAGGAGCCCAGGUCCUGGAAGCCCAGAGACAGCAUCUCCCAUAACUGUCACAGUCCAAGAACUUUUUCCAGCCCCAGUUCUCAGAGCCUCACCCUCAGCUGAGCUUCAAGAGGGAAGCCCAGUAACUCUGAACUGUCAGACAAAGCUGACCCCGCAGAGGUCAGCCAGCCGCCUCCUCUUCUCCUUCUACAAGGAUGGGAAGACAGUGCGCAGCAGGGCUCUGUCCUCGGAAUUCCAGAUCCCCACAGCUUCAGUAGAGCACUCUGGGUCCUACUGGUGUGAGGCAGCCACAGAGGACAGCCAAGUUUGGAAACACAGCCCCCAGCUGGAGGUCAGGGUGCAGGGUCCCCCCAGCUCUCCUGCAUCUCCAACCUCGAACCCAACUUCUCAGAAAUCAGCUGGUCCAGAAACAAGUUCUACAGAACCUCCCAGGCCUGUGCCUCCAGUAGCACCCCCAACUUCUGAGCCCCCAGUCUUUUCCUCUCCAGAUCCUCACCUGCAUUACCAGAUGGGAAUUCUCCUCAAACAUAUGCAGGAUGUACGCAUUCUUCUUGGUCACCUGGUCAUGGAGCUGAGGGACUUGUCUGGCCGCCUGAAACCUGAGACUGCAAAGGCUCCUGCCAAAUGAAAACCCUUGUCCAUGAUGGGGCUCAGCUGCUCUCCAUAAAUCCAACUGUAUUGCUCUCUUUCUGUCCUGCACAUAAGCCUGAAUAGUUUUACAAGUUGUCCCAGUAUCUUGUUAGAAUAAUGGAUGAAGCAGGUGAGUAUAAAUAAAUGUGUACAAAGUGAUAGUUGGAGUUCAGUUCUAACUUGUGUUCUCUGAACAUGACAAAAUAAAUCUGCUCUGUCUGGACCAAGAA
Cavia porcellus (domestic guinea pig) is the source of this 1423-nucleotide messenger RNA. It is a transcript of the gene Fcrla, whose product is annotated as Fc receptor like A. Lineage: Eukaryota; Metazoa; Chordata; Mammalia; Rodentia; Caviidae. Gene Ontology annotation, molecular function: transmembrane signaling receptor activity. The record is from RefSeq and is a predicted model, not a curated record. Gene Ontology annotation, biological process: cell surface receptor signaling pathway. Gene Ontology annotation, cellular component: plasma membrane. The transcript has 6 exons. The coding region runs from base 58 to 1191 and encodes 377 amino acids.